AUGAGCACAGCAAAGGGAAGCAGUGCCUCGGUCGUUGAAAUUGGUGAAACGGUAGCGGAGGAGCGCAAAAGAUCCUACGGGACCGUGGAGGAGUUGGAUGGCGAAUCCACUGACUCUAAUAACCCAUUUCUAGAUCCCGAUGCGGCAGAGCAUUGGAGGGGAGUCUACGAUAAAGCCCAGUAUGAAUGUCGGGACGUGUUUGAUCCUGCGUUCACUUGGUCGCCCGAGGAAGAAAGACGGCUGCUUCGGAAACUGGAUUGGAGGAUUUGUCUGUGGGCAUGCGUGAUGUUUUUCGCACUUCAGGUUGAUCGAGGGAACCUUGUACAGGCGGUCUCGGAUACCAUGCUGAAAGAUUUGAAAUUAUCUACGAAUGACUAUAAUUACGGGAAUAUUGCUUUUCGUGUGGCCUUCCUCUGCGCUGAGCUCCCCUCACAACUCGUGUCGAAGAAACUGGGACCGGACCGAUGGAUCCCUAUCCAGAUGGUGCUAUGGUCUGUGGUCGCCAUUUCGCAAUGUGCUCUGAACAGCCGUGCGACUUUCUUCCUCACCAGGGCAUUACUGGGCGUCCUGGAGGGUGGCUUUAUUCCCGAUAUCGUCCUUUGGCUUUCGUAUUUCUAUAAGAGCAACGAGCUCCCUAUCCGCCUCAGUUUCUUCUGGACAUCACUCUCAGUAACAUCUAUUGUUACCUCUCUUUUGGCCUUCGCCGUGUUCCACCUAGGGGGUGUACAUGGCAUGGCAGGUUGGCGGUGGCUUUUUCUUAUCGAAGGAGUCAUCACCCUAUCAAUUGGGCUUGGGUCAUUUUUCAUGAUGCCGGCAUCCAUCGUGCAGACCAAGACGUGGUUCCGGCCCAAUGGGUGGUUUACUGAACGCGAAAUUUCCAUCUCCGUCAACCGCAUCUUGCGUGACGACCCCAGCAAGGGUGACAUGCAUAACCGACAGGCUAUUACUCCUAAGCGUCUGUGGAAUGGUAUCAAAGACUAUCAUAUGUGGCCGAUAUACCUUAUUGGCCUUGUGGUCUACAUCCCCCAGUCACCCCCGAGCUCAUAUAUCACGCUCACGCUCCGGUCGGUGGGCUUCAAUAAAUUCAAUACCAACUUACUGACCAUCCCGUCAAAUGUGGCCCACAUUCUGAACUUGCUUCUAAUCACAUGGGUCUCUACGCGCCUCAGGCAAUGGUCACUUGUUGCAAUGUUCCAAGCCCUCUGGACGCUUCCAUGUCUACUAGCGCUGCGUUUCUGGCCAGAUGUCAUCAGCAAUGCCUGGGGUACCUAUGCCCUGGUCACAGUGUUGCUCAGCUACCCCUACUGCCAUGCAAUCGUGGUCGCAUGGGCCUCUCGAAAUUCCAAUAAUGUGGGGAACCGCUCCGUCUCAGCCGCCCUCUACAAUAUGUCCGUCCAAGCCGGAGACAUUGCUGCCUAUUUUAUUUACCGAGAUGACGACAAGCCAAAGUACCGGAGAGGAAAUACCGUGCUGAUUGCGAUCAACGUUGUGGCCAUUGUGUUGUUCCUCGGAGCAAAAGCGUACUACGUCUGGGAGAAUAAGCGACGGGACAAGAUCUGGACAGCUAUGACGGAACAAGAGCAAAGCGACUAUAUCAAGCAGAGCAAGGACCAUGGCAGCAAGCGGCUAGACUUCAGAUUUGCCCACUAA
Molecule: messenger RNA, 1650 nt
Organism: Penicillium chermesinum
Lineage: Eukaryota; Fungi; Ascomycota; Eurotiomycetes; Eurotiales; Aspergillaceae
Product: pantothenate transporter
Exons: 7
Coding region: 1-1650 (549 amino acids)
Biological process (GO): transmembrane transport
Cellular component (GO): membrane
Molecular function (GO): transmembrane transporter activity
Source: RefSeq, a predicted model, not a curated record